Molecule: messenger RNA, 975 nt
Organism: Diversispora eburnea
Lineage: Eukaryota; Fungi; Glomeromycota; Glomeromycetes; Diversisporales; Diversisporaceae
Source: the annotation of a GenBank genome assembly
AUGUCUCUUUCUAAAAAACAAAGUGCAAUAAAUGUUUCUCAACAUAUUGAAAAAUGGCUUUUAUCUGAUGCAUCUUUGAUUGUUAAACACCAUGAUGUCAAAUUUCCUUUACUUGAAAAAGCUCUUUUAUAUUGGACAAAUCAAGCUAUUGCAGGUGAUAUGAUACUUUCUGAUGAUAUUCUUCAAGAAAAAGGAAGGGAUUUUGCAAAUUAUUUUAAUAUUGAAGAAAAUCAGAUUAAUUUCUCUAGAGGAUGGGUAACAAGAUUCAAAAAAAGAAAUUCUAUUCGUAUGUAUAAAUUACAUGGGGAAGCUGAUUCUGCUCCUCUGGAAUCAUUAGUUGAUGAAUGUUUAAAAUUACAAGAAUUAAUAUCAAAAUAUAAUCCAGAAGAUGAUAAAUCUAGAAUUACAGUUUUACUUGCUACAAAUUCUACUGGAACACAUAAAUUAAAACCAUUAGUAAUUGGUCAUACAAAAAAUCCUAGAUGUUUUAAAAAUAUUAAUGUUUCAAAUUUACCACAAUUUGAAAACAAUGAACCUCUUAAUUUAACUAAUAUUACAAUUCAUUAUCUUCCCCCAAAUACAACAUCACAUAUUCAACCACUUGAUGCAGGAAUUAUUAAAAGUUCAAGGCAAAAUAUAAGCAUUAUUAUUGUUGACAUAAACAAAAUUAAUGUAAAAGAAGCAAUUGAAUAUGUUGCUCGUUCAUGGGAUGAUUUAUUGGCAGAUAAUGAAAUUGAAAAUAAUUCACCUCCAGAUUCUGAAGAAGAAAAGGAAGGAUUACCUUUACCUCUUGUUACUUCUAAAGAAGCAUUAAAUGCAUUGAAAGUUUUAAUUAGAUAUGAAGAACAAUUAACUGAUAAUGAUGAUUAUAAUAAAAUUUCAUCUAAUUAUUUAUAUAAAAGAUUAUCAUUAUACUGUAUGAGUGGAGAUGUGAAAAAAAUAAAAAACAAGUUUCACUUGAGCAUAUAUGGAUAA